GUGGCCCUCCCGGAAGAGCAGUGGCUCAGCUCCAGCAGGAAAACCGGCAGCUUAGGAGUCAGCUAGAAGCUCUUACCCGCCAGGUAGAGCUCCUGAGUGCAAUGACAAGUGACAGGAGCACUUUGAUUAGCAACAACCACAGUCACAAGCAUCACCUUAAUAACAUUCAGGAGAACCACCAGGAUAUAAAAGAGGUGGUCUACGGCAGAGGUCAGGCUCAUACUCAGAGCCAGGCUCACCUCCAUGUCCAGACCUGCACCCUGGGGAACCAAGCCCAGACCUACAGCAGCCUCAGUAAUCAGUCAAGUCCUGGAUCACCCCCUGCCACCUUCUCAUUCUCCCCCAGCUCCAGCAGUCCUCCUGUGGGCUCCAGAGUUUCCUCAAUGGUGACAGGCCCGGUGUUCAGCAGCAGCCCCUCCACCGCCCGCUUCUCCAGCCGAGCCACAUUCGCUGUGUCCAGCAAGACUAAUAGCAUUGAAAGAGAAGAGCCAAUAGAAGUGGACCUCGCCCAAACACAUGCUGGCCUGGAGAAUGGACAUGCAACUACAACAGAACAUUCAACAUUGGUACACGAAAAGAUCUCUCCACCUGGUGACUUCCCACACGAGCACACAGCUGCUGUCACCGUGCGGAUGCCCCACCUGCCCAUCACCGCGACAACAAAGACAGCUGAAAUCAAGGGCUCUCCCGACUCUCCCAGCAGUCCGCUCGGUUCUCGGUCCUUUCCUGUUUCUGAGGACUCACCUCCUGGUCAAUCAGCCACUAGCACCAACCAGUCUCAACCAACAGAGGAGCCUCCAGUUCAACCAGUAUCUUCUGUGAAGACAUGGACCCCUACACCUAUCAGAGCCCUGGGAUCCCCUCGCCUUCUUGAGAAGGCAAAUUUAGUUCCUACUAAGUCUGUGACCUACUCUGGGCUACAGCAGCAUGACAGAGAUGCUGAUGUAAACAGCGGCAGGUCUUUUGGGCAGAUAGGAGAGAGAAAGCGAGAAUUACAGAGGUCACAGACCCUGCCUCGUAACAUUGGUGCUCAGGCUCGUCGAUCGAUCUUUGAAAGACUGGACUCUGAAGCAAGUAACAGCCUUCCCAAAACAGUGGACUCUAAACCCAAACUGAAGCGAUCUCAGAGUUUUGGGGUGUCCAGCGCCAGUAGCAUCAAACAAGUCCUUCUUGAGUGGUGCCGUUCCAAGACCAUAGGCUACCAGAACAUCGACAUCCAGAACUUCUCCUCUAGUUGGAGCGAUGGGAUGGCCUUCUGUGCUCUAGUCCACUCCUUCUUCCCCACUGAGUUUGACUACACCUCCCUCUCGCCAGAAAAUCGCAAACACAACUUUGAGUUGGCCUUUGGAACCGCAGAGGUGAAGGCAGGCUGCGAUCGGUUGAUCGAGGUGGAUGACAUGAUGAUCAUGGGUCGUAAACCAGACCCUAUGUGUGUCUUCACUUACGUCCAGUCCCUCUACAACCACCUGCGCAAGUUUGAGUGAAACACAAACACUGCAGAUCUAAAUUUCUGCACCAUUAUAGACUCUUAGGCUCAGGCUUUUUCACCAUGAGAUAUUCAGCGGUAGGAUGCUCUUCAUCCUCUGUACCCAACUUUGAGGUCAAGAGCUGGCCUGAGAACAUUUUAACAAGACAAUGCUGCCCCCAGGUGGUGGGCCACAUGCUGCAGGACAAGUGCUCACAGCUCAGAUGCUGACUCAUGAAGAGGACACUUUAUGUGUGUGUACAAUCCCAUGUUGUUAACACCAGUGAAGAAAAUGGAUUUACACACUAAUGCAACUGUUUUUUCUGUGUGUGUGUGUGUGUGUGUGUGUGUGUGUGUGGUUGCAAUACUGAGAUAUUGUGCAGAGAGUGCAACUAACACUGUGCUGUAUAACACCACACAUAUAUAAAAGUGAGUGUCUAUAUUGCGCAAAUGGAAAAGAGGUACAUUUCACAAAUGUCACUGAAAACCUCGACUGUAGGCAUUAGUUUGUGAUGAAGCAAAACACACUGUGGGGAAAAAUAAAUGACAAAAUAUAUAUAUGUAUAUAGGAAAUGAAUCAAUGUGACGUGUAAAAUGAAACGUUUUGCUGAGUGAUCUUUGCAUUCACAUGUGCUGUGAUAUCGUGUUAC
This is a messenger RNA of Monopterus albus (swamp eel), 2115 nucleotides long. RefSeq names its product smoothelin, like (gene smtnl2). The transcript has 9 exons. Gene Ontology annotation, molecular function: protein binding. The coding region runs from base 102 to 1484 and encodes 460 amino acids. The record is from RefSeq and is a predicted model, not a curated record. NCBI's taxonomy places the organism in Eukaryota, Metazoa, Chordata, Actinopteri, Synbranchiformes, Synbranchidae.